This is a messenger RNA of Gossypium raimondii (Peruvian cotton), 1578 nucleotides long. Its product is annotated as probable Histone-lysine N-methyltransferase ATXR5. Gene Ontology annotation, molecular function: protein binding. Lineage: Eukaryota; Viridiplantae; Streptophyta; Magnoliopsida; Malvales; Malvaceae. Bases 221 to 1423 code for a protein of 400 amino acids. The transcript is spliced from 5 exons. The record is from RefSeq and is a predicted model, not a curated record.
CUCUGUCCAGAAAAGGAAAGAAAAUAAAGGGGAAAAAAAACACAGGCUCUUCGAUUGUAUGCGCAUGUUGAAUUCCCAUGCGCUCACGCGGCGCACGUUAGCACUAAAAAAACAAACUUCUCUUUGUCUUCUCCGUUUGUGAUUUCCCCGCGAGACCAGAAACACACCAAUUCCAUUUCCAUUCUCCAAACUUCCAUUACUUCCACCGAUCACUCCAAAUAUGGCUCCAGCCACCAUCAUGGCGGGGGCUCGGCGUCUUGUCAGCUCCCGCCGCCGAACCGAGGCACCUCGACGGCGUCCGUCGCCUUCCACGCCACCGAAGAAGCUGAGACCAAUGUCUGAGAUAAUGGCGCGUGCGAAAUACGCUGUGGUGGAGCGAGCUGACUACAGUGACAUCAUCUGCGAACAAUGCGGCUCCGGUGAACGUCCCGGAGAGCUCCUCCUUUGUGAUAAAUGCGAUAAAGGCUUCCACAUGAGAUGCCUUAGACCAAUCGUGGUUCGUAUUCCUAUUGGAUCCUGGCUUUGCCCCAAAUGCUCUGGCCAUAGGCGAGUAAGAACUUUUUCGCAGAAAAGGAUAAUUGAUUUCUUCAAGAUUCAGAAGAGUGGUGAUGGGAAAAAGAAAUGCAAUUUGAGUCAAGAUACUAGAAAGCGUCGCCGGCGUCCUUUGGUGUUGCUAAAGAAAAGAAGGAGACUGUUGCCAUUUAUACCAUCUGAAGAUCCUAACCAACGUUUGAAACAAAUGGGCUCCCUUGCUUCUGCUUUAACAGCAAUGCAGAUGGAAUUCAGUGAUGAUCUAACCUACUCUUCUGAUAUGGCCCCUAGAUCUGCCAAUCAGGCCAAGUUUGAAAAUGGUGGCAUGCAGGUUCUUUCGAGGGAAGAUAUGGAGACCUUGGAACUCUGCAGAUCUAUGAGUAGGAGAGGCGAAUGUCCUCCCUUUAUAGUAGUUUUUGAUUCAUGUGAAGGGUACCUUUAUCAUGAGAUAAUUUGUACUGCUGCAGUUAUGUUACUUAACUGCCUAUUUAGUAUUUUUAUUUUAAUCAUGUGGUGCAGUUAUACGGUAGAAGCAGAUGCACAGAUAAAGGACAUGACUUUCAUUGCAGAAUACACAGGGGAUGUCGAUUACAUUAAGAACCGUGAAAAUGAUGACUGUGAUAGCAUGAUGACCCUUCUUUUAGCAACAAACCCAUCUGAAAGUCUUGUAAUCUGCCCUGAUAAAUGUGGAAACAUUGCUCGCUUUAUCAAUGGCAUUAAUAAUCAUACACCGGAAGGUAAGAAGAAACAGAACUGUAAAUGUGUGAGGUACAGUGUAAAUGGUGAAUGUCGGGUCCUUCUGGUUGCCACACGUGAUAUUGCUAAGGGAGAGAGGCUUUAUUAUGAUUAUAAUGGGUAUGAGCAUGAAUACCCUACUCACCAUUUUGUCUGACUAUCCUACAGAGUACUGAAGUUACUAACAACCCUCUACCAAGCUGGAAUGCAAUUUUGGAUCCUCAUACAUCUUCACCCAUUUUUCCUUUUCGUUUCACGGCAUAGUCAUCGUUGGCGCAGAGUGAAGAAAUUUCUUCUAAUUUAUGCAUUGCA